Messenger RNA from Lytechinus pictus (painted urchin), 2627 nucleotides. RefSeq lists its product as uncharacterized. The coding region runs from base 738 to 1733 and encodes 331 amino acids. Lineage: Eukaryota; Metazoa; Echinodermata; Echinoidea; Temnopleuroida; Toxopneustidae. The record is from RefSeq and is a predicted model, not a curated record. The transcript has 2 exons.
GAAAUUAUUAGCUGCAUAGUACUAAUGGACAGACGUACAUUACACAUAUUGUGAUUUUAUGCAAUUCAAUGUGAUGUUUAAAUCGACUUUAACUUGCUAGUACAGGUAUUCUAUACUUGACAGGAUCUUUAAUGGGUUUGAUGGUAAAACUUUUCCCGACCUUUUCAGUAAACAUCUAUCCAAACUCUAUAUGAAUGCCAAUGGUGCAGGGAUAUCUAAGCAUGGCAGAUAGUUGGAAGAAUUCAUGGAUAAACCUUAAUGCUUUCAGUCAACCUUCAAUAAAUGUGUGGAAAGGGAAAAACUAAGGAACUUUGGUGCUAAUAUCAGGUUGCUGAUGCCAAGCAUUUAAUAUCACAUACAUGUUUUCCUGAAGAUCUGAAUCAAAGUUUGGUACACAACUUGGUAUACAAGAACAAGCUGAAAACAUCUAGUUCCUUUAUACCCUUAUAGAAACCUGUACAUAGUGUCAAAGGAAUUACCAUUUCUUUCAAAGAUUUCUGGGAAGAGUAACUGACGAAAUAUGGAAGUAUUAUUUCUAACUCUGAAAUUAUUUAUUCAGCAUGCUUUUUCCAGCUAAAUAUCCAGCAGAUGACUGGGUAGUACAUUUGUCUAUGGUCUGGUAAAUUAUUUUGAAGUGACUGAUUUUGUUAAAGGAAUAACUGACAACAGUUCCUGUUCAGAAAUUAUUGAAGAAUGCCAAGUAGUUUUCUUGUAUCUCACAUCUACUAACAUAGAGGAUGGAAUUGCUACAAGUUCCAGUGGAUUUCCUUUUCAAUAUCAACACUCUUAUCUUGGUUAUGACUACUAUAUCACUUGCACAAGGUGAUUCUAAGACACUCAAAUUAUUAGAAGGGGACAAGGCAGAGAUGGACUUCCCCUAUCCAUGUUCCAACUCGAAGGUGACUCUUAGGAUGGGGAACCAGACCCCGUAUUACAACUCAAUUCUUGGAACUGCAUCACUUCCCAUGAGAUACAGUGUCCAGGAACAGAAUGCCACAGGAAACGGAAGUUGUUCCCUCCAUGUCAUGAUAAAUCCUGUUAGCAGGAAUGAUGAGGGUGCUUGCAUCCUUAAUGUCUAUCAAGGAGAUGAUGUUCUAAAGGAAUACACCAAGAGCAUUGACCUGCAGGUGGACUUUCCUCCAGGAAAGGCAUCCUGCAAGUUGAGCCAGGAGUACAAGCUCGGGGACUGGGUGUCACUGCACUGCACUGCUCCCGUUGGAACACUACCAGGUGAGAUCAAAUGCUUCCAAAGCGGGAUGAGAAUCCCACCAGUGGGUACCCCGUUUCAAACUAACCAGGUUCUGGAGCAGACAUUCUGGGUGGUCAAGAGAUCGCAUCCAACAUUCUGCUGCACUUCCACGCAAGAAGAGCCUGUGGAUAUGUGCGAGUGUAAGGACUCGGUAUGGGAGCCAUCAAAUGCGGAGCAGUCAAACAAUACCAAAGACCCGUGCCCAAAGAUAUACACGGUUCCAUCUAGCUCUCCAAUUUCAAAUAACUCAACAAUGGAAGCAAUCGCAUACACACAAGCAAUGCAUUCUUCAAAGAAAAGCUAUAUCCUGACUAUUGUUUGCAUGUUUCUACCAGUAAUCGUCAUUGUGCUGGUAUUUGUUGUGAUUAGUGGAGUCAUUGUAUACAAGAGUAAACGUCAAAAUUGGAAAAUUAAUCAACUCAAGAAGAAGAAAAGUUCUGUUAGCCAAGAUAAGGUGGUUUACAUGAAGGUUCCAACUGCAUAAAGACAAACAAGUCAUAUGCUGUGUAUACGUGUAUGUACAUCAUUUUCAAUAACUUCAGCAAUCACAGGUGUAUUUAAGCUUGAGCAGCAAAGAAAUUUUAGUGCAAUACAAAAUGAGUAAGACAAAGAUCCACAUGAGCAGUAAAGAUUAAUUUCAGUUAUGGUUAUGAAUUUGGAUAAUGGAGUCAAUUGUCUAUAAAUGAUUGUGAAAGGAUGUUUACACACCAAAGCACUGUUGUUUGUUGUAAAGUCUGGAUUAUACCAGAAUGAUAUUAAACAAAUUAUUAAAUAAUAUGUGGUAACCUGCACACAGUUUCGCGUAUGGGACCACCCAAAACUGUUGAAUUUGUUGAAUUUAAAAUUGUCAUGAUCUUGUUCCUAAAUAUUACUGAAUUAAUUUUGCAAGUCACAGUGAUUAUUUCAACUUUAACAUUAAUUUGAAGGCUGAUAUCAGAUCUGCACUGAUUAAAAUAAACUGCCAAUAAACUAAUCAGCAUGCAGCGUUCUGAAAAAUGGAUAUCAAGAACUGGAAAAUAUAUCUUAAACAAACAUAAUAUAAAUAAUGGAUGUUCAAGUCAAAUAAUCUUGAUACAAUGUACCAAAUGUAUUUUAAAGACAGCUUUGCCAUGUCAUUCAGACGGAUAUACAGGCAUGAAAGGUUAAUUUCUGCAAAAGUGAUUACCACCAUUCCUAAACUAAAAGGGGUGUCUCCAAUGUGAAAUCCUCCAUCAAUGACAAACUUUUUCUUACAUACUUUGUCCCAUUCCUUUUUUCUUCUUUUAUGUGGAGAAGCUCAUUCUUUCCAUAUCCUGCGAUUGGCUAUUGCUAUUAUAUAAAUUGUAAAUUCACUCUGCUCAUUAAAGUAAAGCAACAUACAUGUUGCACUUCACAAGCU